AUGAAGGGCACAUCAGGUGGCUCUUGCACCAACGCUGUCUCCGGCGAUCUUAUACCAAAGAAAUCAAACGGCAAGGCCAUUGUCUCCUCCGCUGGGACGAUCAAACAUAGCGGCGGAUCUGGUGUCCCGUCCGCCAAAACUGAUGAAGUGUUGUUCUUCAAAGAUGGCAAGUUCGGACCACAAGAAGGCGAGUUAAGGUUUCGCCUGAUCCAUUUUUGGGAGGCUCAGAAUGCACUCACGAAGAUACUUAUUGGUCUAGAAAUGCUUCUGAUUGACGAACAGGGUACUGUGAUCCAAGGAUUCAUCCCACCGAGCAUGAUUGACACCUAUUUGCCACAUAUGAUCGCUGGUUCCAUCUACAGACUUAACAAGUUUUAUGGAUCUAAAAGCAAGAUUGUGUACUGGGUAGCUGAACCAGACGUUACCAUUGUUUUCUCAUGGAAUUCUGUCCUCUCUGAACUCGAAGACAGUCCGGUUCAGUUUCCUGAUGAUCGGUUCUGCUUCUAUGGAUAUGAAGAAUUUGAAGCGGCCUGUGACCUCAAGGGGGAUCUUUACGGUUUGAUUCCACCGGAUUUUAUGACUCUGAAUGAUAGUCUUGUGCUUGAUGAAGUCGAGAUAGCUUCUACAAGGCGAAUUUUGGUUCAUGUUCAAACGCAUGAUGGUCCUGUGAUGAAGCUCUAUCUAUGGGACAAGGCUGCCACUGACUUCUGUGAGAAGUUUAAGGUGCAUGAAACACUCCGAGUGUUAUUCUGGUUGAGCUCAAACUCGGAUGUUGCUAACAGGGUUAAUGUCGAGAUUGUCACCAAGGCUGAGACAGUUACUAUAGGAGAACUAUUCUCAUACAUCAAGCAAGAAGAAACAAAGGUUGCUUGGUUUGAGUGCACAGCCACCAUUGAUGAUGUUGUGCAUGGCUCAGCGUGGUAUUAUAUCGCCUGCGGUGGUUGCAAAACUAAGGCAACCAAAAGGCCUACCACGCUUAUGUGUAAGAAAUGUGGGAAGGCUGAAGUUGCUGGUGUUGCAGAGUAUCUCACGAAGCUCUCUGUAUAUGAUAACGAUGAUCAAGCGUUUUUUGUGCUUAUCGGUGACACUGGACGUGAGUUGACUGGGAAGCCAGCAUCGGAAUUGGUUGAGAGCUACUAUGAGACCAAUGAGAACGUAGGAGAUGAUCAUGUAAUCCCAGUGCCACAAGCUCUGCUGGGUACCAUUGGGCAAAUUCACAAGUUCAUUGUCAAGGUUUCAAAACACAAUUUGGAAGGCAAGACCCAAGCUCUGACUGUCACAAAGGUACUCCCUUCUGAAGCUCCAGCACCUGAACUCAACUUAGAAGAAAACGUGAUUGUUCAUUCCGCCGAAGAAACUUUGCAGAUGGGUAAUCAUGAGGAUGGUCCUUCCAAUGAGAAUGAGGAAGCUGCAGAUGAAGUGGGGAAAAGGAGUUCUGAUGGGCUUGAGUGUAGGGAAGCUAAGCGUGCCAAAUGUGGCUAA
Brassica oleracea var. oleracea is the source of this 1482-nucleotide messenger RNA. RefSeq lists its product as uncharacterized. The transcript has 9 exons. Gene Ontology annotation, cellular component: nucleus; DNA replication factor A complex. The record is from RefSeq and is a predicted model, not a curated record. Lineage: Eukaryota; Viridiplantae; Streptophyta; Magnoliopsida; Brassicales; Brassicaceae. Gene Ontology annotation, biological process: nucleotide-excision repair; meiotic cell cycle; telomere maintenance via telomerase. Bases 1 to 1482 code for a protein of 493 amino acids. Gene Ontology annotation, molecular function: damaged DNA binding; single-stranded telomeric DNA binding.